UCCAAGGACCGUUAAGUAUUAACAAUGAAUGACUGAGUAAAUGGUUCACUAUUCAUCUGUAUAGAACUCUUGAGUUUAAGCGUUUUGAUACCAAAGGAUCCCAGAGUUGAUCUGAAAGAUGAGGACCUUCGUCGCUCUACUGUUUGUUGUCUGCAGCUGUCUCUCUGAGCUGCAGGUUUUUCAAAGUAGCGACAUUGACAAGAAGCCAAUCUUUAUAGAAACCACAGGGAGGACCAGCGAGAGCCAGUUGGAGGAACAGAGAGUCCUACUCCAGGAGCUGAGAGCCAUUGUGGCUCAACAGAGCACCAAACUGAAUGAGAUGGGAGCCACCUUGGAGGAACUGAAGAGAGCGAACGGAGAGAGACCGAAGGUGGCCUUCUCAGCCUCGCUGUCUGAAUCCAAAGGACCAAAUAGUGAUGAUGUCAUCCUGGCCUACAAACAUGUCUUCAACAAUAUUGGUGAGGCUUACAGUCCGGUGACGGGUAUCUUCAGAGCACCGGUUAAUGGAGUCUACUACUUCACAUACACCGCCUUUACAACCUCCAGCAAGGGGAGAAGAGUGUCGCUGUAUAAAAAUGGACUCGUAAUGGUGACUGUGACCGACGAUGUUUCAGACUCGGAGGACGGUGGAACCAAUGGUGUCACACUGCAGUUGGAUGCAGGAGACGAAGUCUACACUCGACUGAUGGAAGGAUUUAACAUCUUUGAUGACAAUAAUCACCACAGCACCUUUACUGGCUUUCUGCUCUUCACUUAGAAAACAGUUUAUUCUAUCGCUGAAUCCUACUGCUUUAUAAGGAUUUAAUGACAUAUAGUACUAUGAUUUAAUGACAUAUAGUACUAUGAUUUAUGACUAGGACAAAAAAAAAAUGUUUAUGAUAUUUUUUGUGUGAACUAAGCAUUGAUAACAAGGUGAUAAACAAACAA
This is a messenger RNA of Oncorhynchus mykiss (rainbow trout), 927 nucleotides long. The record is from RefSeq and is a predicted model, not a curated record. NCBI's taxonomy places the organism in Eukaryota, Metazoa, Chordata, Actinopteri, Salmoniformes, Salmonidae.